Molecule: messenger RNA, 1779 nt
Organism: Elaeis guineensis (African oil palm)
Lineage: Eukaryota; Viridiplantae; Streptophyta; Magnoliopsida; Arecales; Arecaceae
Product: probable monofunctional riboflavin biosynthesis protein RIBA 3, chloroplastic
Biological process (GO): riboflavin biosynthetic process
Cellular component (GO): cytosol
Molecular function (GO): GTP cyclohydrolase II activity; 3,4-dihydroxy-2-butanone-4-phosphate synthase activity
Source: RefSeq, a predicted model, not a curated record
CGAAAGGCUAAAGGGAAUGCAUGUAGCCUUAAGCUGAUGAAGGUAUAUAAACAUAAGUUAUAAGUUGUCCGUACUUGAAUCUCUUCCUGAAUGGAUUGCCUUCUGCUUAGCUCCAAUUUGUUGCCUUAUACCAACACCAACUCAAGCUUCCACCGCUCCUUUUUUGGGUUGCACAGUUUAGGAUUUGGAGUGACAAAAAAAGGUUGGUGGAAAUUUGGAUGUUUUGCAAUUGGUGGGGAUGGGAUGAGGGGUGCAGAAAACAUGGAGAGUUAUCUGAAGGGAAAAGAUAAUGGGGCUCUUUCUAGUGAGCUUGAUGAAUCAGGUGUGUCAUUUGGAACUGUGAGUGCCGAAAUAACUCAGGAAACGGCAGAUUUCUUCGUCAGCGACACUGAGGGUGAUCCUGACUGCCCUUCUGAAGGUUUCUCCUCCAUUGAUCAGGCCAUCAAUGCUUUACGUCAGGGAAAGUUUGUGAUUGCUGUAGAUGAUGAAAAUGGUGAUAAUGAAGGGGAUCUUAUCAUGGCAGCGACUCUAGUAAACCCUCAGGCUAUUGCUUUCAUGAUCAGGCAUGGUUCUGGAAUUGUGUCUGUGGGCAUGAAGGAAGAAGACCUGGAGAGGCUGAUGAUUCCUAUGAUGUCUCCUAUCACUCAGAUUGAGGAUCUUUCAGCUGCAGCUUCCACAGUAACAGUGGAUGCGAGAGUGGGCACAUCUACUGGUGUGGCAGCUGCGGAUAGGGCAAAAACAAUUCUUGCUCUUUCUUCACCUGAUUCUAAACCAGGAGAUUUUAGAAGACCCGGUCAUGUAUUUCCUCUUAAGUAUAGAAAUGGUGGUGUUCUGAAGAGAGCCGGUCAUACCGAGGCAUCAGUGGACCUGAUUAUUCUAGCUGGUUUACGGCCUGUUUCAGUUCUUUCAACCAUUGUUGAUCCUGGGGACGGUUCCAUGGCAGGACUGCCUGCUUUAAGGAAGAUGGCUAAGGAAUAUAGUUUACCAAUAAUUUCAAUCACUGAUUUGAUCCGGUAUAGAAGGAAGCGUGAGAAACUGGUGGAAAGAAUUGCUGUCUCCCGAUUGCCUACUAAAUGGGGCUUAUUCCAGGCUUAUUGUUAUCAGUCUAAGUUAGAUGGUACCGAGCACAUUGCUGUUGUAAAGGGUGAUAUUGGAGAUGGGCAGGAUGUCCUUGUCAGAGUGCAUUCCGAAUGUCUAACUGGAGACAUCCUUGGAUCUGCUCGGUGUGAUUGUGGCAAUCAGCUAGAUCUCGCAUUGCAACUGAUCGAGAAGGUUGGUAGAGGGGCGUUAGUUUACCUACGCGGUCAUGAAGGAAGAGGCAUCGGAUUGGGACACAAGCUUCGUGCAUACAACUUACAGGACCUAGGACAUGACACAGUUGAAGCAAAUCUGGAACUUGGGCUAGCUGUUGAUGCUCGAGAGUAUGGCAUUGGUGCUCAGAUUCUUAGGGACAUUGGUGUUCGCACGAUGCGCCUGAUGACCAACAACCCGGCCAAGUUUGUAGGACUUAAGGGCUAUGGUCUGGCUGUGGUCGGGCGGGUCCCUGUUAUGUCCCCCAUAACAGAAGAAAACAAGAAAUACCUUGAGACCAAAAGAAUCAAGAUGGGGCAUGUCUAUGGUUCGGAUCUGCCAGGUGAUCUGCCUGGAUUCACAAACCCAGAUGUAAUGAGUACAGGCCAAUCAAAGGAACUGUAAGAUGUUUCCAAUUUUGUUUGGUUCAAAGAUUCUUCCAUUCUUAAUUCUAUUACAAUAAAUAAAAGAACAAAUUAAUUGUGAAAA